Molecule: messenger RNA, 708 nt
Organism: Echinostoma caproni
Lineage: Eukaryota; Metazoa; Platyhelminthes; Trematoda; Plagiorchiida; Echinostomatidae
Source: the annotation of a GenBank genome assembly
AUGUUUCACGAGAAAUACAGGCGUUUGAUUCUCAAUCGCUCAUUUGUCAAAAAAUAUGCCACGAAAAAUAAUUCGGGCGUCCAGAAACCCGACCAGCCGGAACCGAAACGAAAUGCUCAAACCAAAGUGCUGUCCAAUACUAAUCGAGCGGGCUCGCUCAUGUUACCAGCAGAGACUGUGUCAUACAAAAUCUGUAUCAAGCCACCGUUGUUGCAGUUGAACGAUCCAAAACAAUUCACAAUCGAACUGUUUGGAAGCAAAAAUUCGUGGACACAGCCAAUCACUGUGAUUCGACACGACCCGGGUGAAGAGAUGUCCUAUGUUUGGGUGGAGCAUAAACCGAUUGGAAACUUGAAAGCAAUGCGACUUCUGUUGGCGAACGAGAAUAAAUCAGGCACACCGAACUUCCGGUGGACAGAAGUCACUGUUCAACGUAUGCUGAAGGGAACCGAAAUCGCUCAGCUAUUGACCAAACCACAGUACUAUACGCUGAUUCCUGAUGUACUACGAAAUCGAUGGACGAAGUCCUUGAGCGUUCAGCGAGCUCGAGCCUGUGAAGUUGGACAGAUUGAUGUGCAUAAGAUCUCACUGCCCGUAGCACAGCGUCACGUGUUUAGACGUCAAUCAGAUGAAAGUCCAAUCGGAUCAGUUGUGAAACCAAAGCUAUAUGACCUCAUUAUCAAACCAGUUUAUGUACGAAUCACAUGA